CCCACGUUAGGCGGGAACCCGAUCGUCUUCAGUCGUGUCGUUGGUGUUGAAACAUCUCUGCUCGCCUCAGCCAGUGACCUUCCCUCCUGGCGUCAACCCAAAACCGAGGUUUCGCCCAAAGACAACACACACUUGGUCCAUCCCCCUUCUCCUUUUUGCCGCCCAACCUUCUUGCUCAGCCUCAUUCUGCCUCCCUUCUUGACCUGCCGCCAAUCCUCUGCCCCACUCCUAAUUCACACCCUCUCCUCAUCCCUUACCCCUGCCUCUUCCUCUUCCUCUUCCUCUUCCCCUUCCCCUUCCCCUCCCCAUCGCACUACAUCGCCGAAAUGUCCGCAUCCAAACAUGAGUAUGACAUGA
Messenger RNA from Protopolystoma xenopodis, 357 nucleotides. The record is from the annotation of a GenBank genome assembly. Lineage: Eukaryota; Metazoa; Platyhelminthes; Monogenea; Polystomatidea; Polystomatidae.